AUGGAUAAGCAAGUGUGUAGAACGCUCAUUGCUCUAACUAACUCGUUUUCCAACAAAUUGGGCAGUAACAAAGAAUAUCAAAUUAUUAUUAAUGGAAACAUUUUAAGUGGGUAUUGUAGUAGCAAUAACUGUAUUAGUGAUCUCGAAAAAAUUAAUGCUGGAUGUUUAUAUUUGCUUGAUGCAUUCUUUAAGGAUCCUGAUUUGUUUAAGUCUGUUGCAAAAAGUAACAUCGAUAUUGUUGAAUACAUUAUCAUAUGGUUAAGUUAUAUGUUAAGCCUAAAGAAACAAGUAGGAAAUACAAGCAAUUUACAAUAUUUUUAUAAUACAUAUAUAAAUAAUAAUAUGUAUAAAAAGUCUAUAACUGGUGUUGAACAAUAUUAUAAAAAUUAUAAGGAUCUUAUAGAUAAAACAAAAAAUUUGAUAAAUAUGGAUAUGAGCAAUAUAUCUGAAUUAUAUGAUGCAUUUAAAAUAUUAUGCAACAUGUAUCUUGAAUUUGAUGAAGAAAGUCCAAAUUGCAAUAAACAUUCGGGGAAAGCUAAUGAAUUUGUUGAAAAAUAUAAAAAAAUUAAGGAAGAUCCUAAUGUUAUUGAAGGUAGUCCAUAUUAUAAAUUAUUGUCUACACUAUCAAAUGAUUAUGAUAAUUUAAAAAAUAAAUGUGAUAGUUUUCCACCACUUUCAUCAAUAGAAAAAACAAAAAAUAAUGUAAAUUUGUCUGAACGAACUGAACAAAUUUCUCAAGAUGCAUCAUCAAGUUCGUCGACAACAAACAAAUUAUUUAUAGUUUUAUCAAUAUUUGGUGCAAUAGCAUUUUUUUUAGGAAUUUCUUAUAAGUAUUCGUUAUUUGGAUUUCGGAAACGAUUUCAAAAACAAAAAUUAAGAGAAAAGCUAAAAAAUAUAAAGAAGAAAAUGAAUCAAUAA
Molecule: messenger RNA, 918 nt
Organism: Plasmodium yoelii
Lineage: Eukaryota; Apicomplexa; Aconoidasida; Haemosporida; Plasmodiidae
Product: PIR protein
Exons: 3
Coding region: 1-918 (305 amino acids)
Source: RefSeq, a predicted model, not a curated record